AUGUUCACAUUCACCAGCCCUGAUAUCACAGAUAACAUUCAACCAUUCUUUGUCCGUUCAGAGUCAACCCCGCAACCAGAUGAGAUCACUUUAGCGACCUUUGUACAGCAAGAUGAACUUUCAGAGUUGAUCAAGCUUGUUGACUACUUUCCAGGGCCCAUUUCGGCCGUUUUGCAUAUCGAUUCUCCUUCGAAUGAACCAGGCGCGCCAAAUCCUAUCGCUCGCCUUCAUACGAUGCGAAACAGCAAUCCAAAGAUCCGCAGCCAGGUGGACAUUCAUCUCAUCACGACACCACAGACUCACCGCCGUCCCGCUUCAUCAACUGUCCAGCAACAAUCCAAUCUUCAUCGUAACUUGGCUCGCUUCUUUUCAAGGACUGACUUUGUACUUCUUUUAGACGCAGAUGGCUCUCUACCUGCUACAGAUGUAUCCAAGAGUUUCAAGGAUUAUCCUCUGUGGAUGGAUAAACUUCGAGCAGGGAAUGUGUUUGUUCUACCUGGGUUUAAUGACGACUCGGCACCAGGGCUAGUCCCUGUACUCAAAGCUUCACAGCUGCCAAGAGAAAAGACCGCAUUGCUUGAGUUGGUCCACAAUGGUCAGGUUGUAUUGUCGGAAAAGACAUGGAAGCGAACCAUCAGGAACGUAGACUUUAACACUUGGGCAAACCAGAUGAGACUUAGCGCAAUUCAGAAUUAUGAUCCUUACUUUGCGCCUUCAGUCAUCAUGCGCAGGGAUAAAAUGCUCUGGUGCCCUGAGAGAUUCGGUAAUAACCAGGCAGCAUGUCUAUUUGAACUCUAUUUGAGUGGCGCUGAUUUCUGGGUCCUACCCAAGGACUUUACCAUCAACGGUGGCGACCACAAGGAGGUAGUACUGACCGAGCGCGAGAAAACUAUCAACACUCGUCUUUAUCAGAAAUUCCAUGAAGAAUCCUGCCUCAAGCAUGCACGAGCUUUCUAUGCAGCAGGUGAAUGGGAUUCUGACCGUGCCCGCCACUGUCGCAUCAGCUGUCAAAAAGGUAUAUUUGAGUUUGGACAUAAGUUUCCAAUGAUUAUUAUUAUUAUUUAUUUCUAA
Messenger RNA from Lobosporangium transversale, 1071 nucleotides. RefSeq lists its product as hypothetical. The transcript has 4 exons. Gene Ontology annotation, molecular function: glucuronosyltransferase activity; xylosyltransferase activity. Gene Ontology annotation, biological process: protein O-linked glycosylation via mannose. Bases 1 to 1071 code for a protein of 356 amino acids. Lineage: Eukaryota; Fungi; Mortierellomycota; Mortierellomycetes; Mortierellales; Mortierellaceae. The record is from RefSeq and is a predicted model, not a curated record.